This is a messenger RNA of Neoarthrinium moseri, 783 nucleotides long. RefSeq lists its product as uncharacterized. The transcript is spliced from 3 exons. Lineage: Eukaryota; Fungi; Ascomycota; Sordariomycetes; Amphisphaeriales; Apiosporaceae. The record is from RefSeq and is a predicted model, not a curated record. The coding region runs from base 1 to 783 and encodes 260 amino acids.
AUGGAGACCGUCAACAGCAUAGCACAGGCUGCCGCCAAGGCUGUCUGGGGAGAGAACACCAGAGAUGGCCAAGAGCCCAUCUCUGGCGAGCAGGGAGACACUUCAAAGGGUGAGCCCUUCGACAAGGGCAACAUCGAGGAACCCCAGACCAAAUCUUCCACAACUGCCGAGUCCAAGGGCGCCGCGCCAGAGUUUGCAAAGACCACUGGAACGGCGGCCGAGUCGAGCAAGGUCCCAGACAACGAGUCCACCAACCUCAAGGCCAAGGACACGCCCGCCGACACGACCAAGGGCCAGAACGACAUCCGGGACCCCGAGAACCCUCAGACGAACCCCAAGAACCAGCCGUCCGACGUCGACAACACCGGCGACGGUCCGAACGAGGCCCAGAAGCUUGACGGCCCCGGCCCCAAGCCCCUGGAAGAGGUCGCCAAAGAACACGGCGGCGAUGCUGGCAACUCAGACACCAAAAUCGCCUCUGGCGCCAGCGAUAGUAAGAAGGGAGAGGCCGAGCCGGAGGACCCGAAUGACCCCCGUGCCCCGAGUAAGGGCGAGGGCACCGGCGAGAAGUACAUCAAGACCUCGGGGCUCGCGGCCGACGGUGGCGAUUUCGACGCCAGUAAGGCUGGUGCCGGCAGAGAAGCUGAUCGCCUCCUGGAGCAGAAGGGUAUCCAUGUGACGAAAGGCGAUAACAAGGGCGCCUCUGACACCAGCGUCAACUCGGGAGAGAAGGAGAAGAAGAGCUUGGGCGCCAAGAUCAAGGAGAAGCUGCACAGACACUAG